Messenger RNA from Paramecium tetraurelia, 375 nucleotides. RefSeq lists its product as uncharacterized. The record is from RefSeq and is a predicted model, not a curated record. Lineage: Eukaryota; Ciliophora; Oligohymenophorea; Peniculida; Parameciidae. The transcript has 2 exons.
AUGUAAUUAAUAAAAAUAGUAAGUAGAGGGGGCGGAUCAUAUGAUGACAUAAAUUCGAUUAAAAUUGGAAAAUGGAUAGAAUUGAAAUAUGGAUUGAGAGAUUUAGGCAGAGUAGUUUGUAUUGGUAAUUAUAAAAAUGGCAGCAAAACAGGAGAAUGGCAUUUUUAAUUUAAUAAAUAAAAGAUUGAUGGUGGAUGCUAUGACGAAGAAGGUAAAGGAAUUAAGAUCGGAAAAUGGACUGAGUUGAGCGAUAUUUUUGAUGAUAACAGUUAAAAUAUUUACUAAGGAGAAUACAAAAAUGGAAAAAAAAUUGGAAUAUGGGAGUUGUUUAAUAUUUUCAAGAAUAAACAAUUGUAAUGGAUUGAUUAUAAUUGA